UUGUGUAGCGUCGCUGUCGUUGUCGGCGUGAUCGUGUUGCCUGUUGUCUUGUGUUGUUUAUGACAUACCUGUCAACGUUUCAGUGUCAAAAAUAUUAAAAUUUGCUUGAUUUACUUGUUCAAUAAUUUGUUAUUUCCAAAAUACUCAAUAAUAAUUUUCAUUUAAGCUUAGGUAUAUAUAUUUUUACCAACACGUAUAGGUUUUGCACCGUCCCUAGGCCAAUUUAUCUCGAUUAGGUCUAGUAAGUGUAACUUGUCCCUUCUGUUCAGUGAACUUUUCUAUCAGUUUUUAAAUAUCACCAGAUAAAUCUAAUCCCUCAUAAUGUCUGGCCAGUGGGAAGUUGUGGGAAAGAACAAAAAAGACAAGCAGUCGGGAAAGAGUAAAAAGCUGUCCAAAGAUGAAAAGAAAAAGUUUGUUGACAAUGCACCGAAAGUGGAAGACCUUAUACCAUUGGCACAAGUGAAGACAUUGUAUUCAGCUUUGGACACCAACAAGGAACUUCCAAAACCUGUUGAAAAGGCUGUAAAAACCAAAGAAAACGAAGCAAAAAAGGCUCAAAAGAAACCUAAGGAAAAGAAAGAGCCUGUGAAAGAAAGUAGGCCACCUAAAACUAUAGAUGCUGCAGUCGCAUUGAUAACCGCAGUUGACGUGCAGAACGUGCUGGAGGUGGGGCAGGCUAGGUUUCCUGACGCACCUCUAGUGUGGCUCAAAGGGUUUGCUUCGUGGCUCAACACCAAACUGCCUGUUGAUCACACGGAUAAUACGUUUACUGCCAAGAGUUGGGAAUACCCUCUGUGUUUGCUACACAAAGAUAUCAGGUCUGUUCUAAAGAAAGCUUUGAAAGAGGUGCCUGAUGCUGCAGUCCAGAUGUUCUUUGAUUACUGCCUUACGUCAAUGGCAAAUGAUAUGACCAAAGGCAGUCCAGUGACGGGAUACAAGAUGUUGCUACAGUUGGUAGCAUCGCAGACUCCAUCUGUCGCGGUGGCAGACCUGGCGAAGGCUGCGACGUUACGUCACUCAUACCAGAACCGUCCCGCUAUCGGAUGCUCGGUGAUGUGGGCGCUUGGACAGGGCGGAUUCAAAGACAUCCUUGCUGGACUUCAGGUGUGGAAGCACGUGAUGUUCCCAGUGUAUCCGUUGAGGAAUUACACACACUUUGUAACCGACUACCUCAAGCAUCUCCUAGCCAGACAUUUAGCCAGCAAAACGAUUACAGCCAAACACUACUUGGACAUUGUAGAUGUGGUUAUUUCCUCAACACAACCAGCGAACCACGAGCUGUGGAGUCACUUGAAGACCUUACAGGAGAUAUUGUGUAACUCCCAGCCUAGCAACUCUCUACACAGUCUGGUGGAGCCGCUGUUGACAAGACUGAGUAGCAACAGCUCACCUCCUCUAAGGCAAGAGCUGGUCAGAUAUCUGUGCCACUGUCUGGCUACGGACACCCAGAGUUGGUCUGAGUGGAGGAGAGUCUACACUAAACUACAACCUCAGUCCGCUAUUCUCCUUAGGCGUCUCAUGUCAGCUGGUCAGAUAUCUGUGCCACAGUCUGGCUACGGACACCAAGGGUGUCUGAGUGGAGGAGAGUCUACACUAAACUACAACCUCAGUCCGCUAUUCUCCUUAGGCGUCUCAUCUGGCUACGGACACCAAGGGUGUCUGAGUGGAGGAGAGUCUACACUAAACUACAACCUCAGUCUGCUAUUCUCCUUAGGCGUCUCAUCUGGCUACGGACACCAAGGGUGUCUGAGUGGAGGAGAGUCUACACUAAACUACAACCUCAGUCCGCUAUUCUCCUUAGGCGUCUCAUGUCAGCUGGUCAGAUAUCUGUGCCACUGUCUGGCUACGGACACCCAGAGUUGGUCUGAGUGGAGGAGAGUCUACACUAAACUACAACCUCAGUCCGCUAUUCUCCUUAGGCGUCUCAACGCAGACUGGGAAUCCGUCAGUUCCCAGCUUCCGUUGAAGAAUCUCAAGGAAACUUUGAGGACUUUUAAGGUCACUAACGACGACCUUCACAAGAGCAAGCAGAGAAAUGAAGGCCUGCAGGAGUGCUCUAGGCUUUGUGUGGCUCUUCUUGAAAAAAUCUCUGGAUCCAAGAAAUCAUUCCCUUGGAAAACCAUUGUUUUUGUGGUGUUUUUGGCCGUGGCUGGUGCAGUGGCUUUUGAUUCCAAAGUUCACAACGGAUUCAAAGCAUCCAAAACUGGAGUCUUUCUGAAAGACAUUGGAGCUUUGAAGUACGGUGAACAAGCCUUUGACAGAAUAAAAGAAGUUUCCAUUCAAGGCUACAGAUGGAGUGAAGUGAACGUGCCUCUAUACACCGCCAAGGCCAGGGAACUGCUGGGUCCGUAUGUGUCAGUGGCUGUAGACGCAGUGACGUCUCUCUCUCUACAAGUGAUGGCUGCGGCCAGAGCUGCUGUUCAAUAUUGUGUGGACAAGAAACCAGUCGUGGAGCAAUGGGUUAACCAGUACGCGCCAGGACUUGCACAGACUGUCACGGUUUGGGCUCACAACUGCUGGGAACUCGUCAAACAUUACGGGCUCCAAGCUGGAACUUUGGCGUUAAAAUAUCUCUCUGUAUCAGCCGAAUGGCUCAAAGAGAAUGUUUUUGUGGGAAAAUUUUCUCCAGAAAAUCUUCAGAGAGUUACUCUGGAGGCUCUAAACACCACUCAGGCUUUUGCUAUUCAGACUAUGUCCUGGAUCAACAGCAAAAUGGUUACAACCGGAGCUGAAAAAGUGUAACCGGCAUGUUCGACGCCAUCCCAACAUGUUACGAUGCCACGACGUCGCAUCAAAAUGAUGCAACUGACGUCACAACUCUCACUACACGAGUCAUUCCACAAGACUGCCUUAAGGUUUUGGAUUUGCAUUUCUACUUUUAUUUUUACCACCUUGUAUAUUGUGUAAUAAAGUUGUUUUGAUUA
Molecule: messenger RNA, 2924 nt
Organism: Macrosteles quadrilineatus (aster leafhopper)
Lineage: Eukaryota; Metazoa; Arthropoda; Insecta; Hemiptera; Cicadellidae
Product: transmembrane protein 214-A-like
Exons: 18
Coding region: 322-2742 (806 amino acids)
Cellular component (GO): endoplasmic reticulum; Golgi apparatus
Source: RefSeq, a predicted model, not a curated record